Messenger RNA from Vairimorpha ceranae, 303 nucleotides. RefSeq lists its product as hypothetical. NCBI's taxonomy places the organism in Eukaryota, Fungi, Microsporidia, Nosematidae. The record is from RefSeq and is a predicted model, not a curated record. The transcript has a single exon. The coding region runs from base 1 to 303 and encodes 100 amino acids.
AUGGCAGGACGAGAACAAAAACUUUUGAAUAUUUUUACAAAUAUAAUCACAACUCUACCCAUUUUACGCAUAAGAUGUAAUUCUAAUAGUAAGUUAUAUAAUAGUGAGAGAUUUCUUCAUAGGUUUACAUGGUUGAAGUGUAGAAAAAAAUUUUCACUAUUAGAAAAUACACCAUUUUAUUAUAAAAAGCUGGCUGUAAUAGACGUUUUAUUAAUAAUUAAACUUUGGUCUGCUAAAGCUAAACAGACAACAAUAUGUGAAUUUCUUGAACUAGGACAAAGAUUUGUAAGAAAAGUUAUCUAA